AUGGUGGUCUACAGACAUGGGAGAUGUAGCUGCGUUUGUGCCCUUGAGCAGCCUCUAGUGGUAUAUUACGAACUACAACGCGCUAGGACAAGUGGGAUUUACGCAUCAACGAGCGACCUGUCUGCUUUUGCACGCUCGGUUCUCAAAAGUACUCCUCUCUCUCCGGAAGAGACAAGGGCCUGGCUCAAACCCCUAGCACACACAUCAAACUCCAAAUUCUCAAUUGGUGCACCUGAUGGAAGGAUCGUCGAUCUCUAUACGAAAGAUGGUUCUAUCUUGUCCUCCUACUCCAAGGUCGUACUGGUUCCAGAUUUCGGCGUCACCCUUGCCAUCAACGUUACUGGCGAUGGUGCUGGCACCGUUAUAAAGCUCCUUUCUGAGUUGCUGGUAUCCGAAUACGUCCCAGUUCUGGAGACAAUUUCGAGAAAGCCGACGUUCCAGCAGUUUGGAGGCUUUUAUGUCUCUUCCGAAACCAACUCUUUUAUGAGGAUCGAUGUCGACGAUAGACCUAGAUUGACCAUCACUUCAUGGGUUAACAGUGGCGUUGAUGUCUUGCUCGAGACCAUCCCGAGCAUCUAUGGCUCCCCUCUAUUCGGACCUCCAAGGAUGUAUCCCACCAACCUCCAGAACUCAUCGAACAAAACAUUGUCAACAAGCUAUCGAGUUAUCUUUGCAUUAGAGAGUCAGGACGAUGGGCUGCAAAUACUCAGCGAUGCAUGUAAUGAUUGGGGUCUGUUAGACUCCCUCUCAUAUGGAAAGGUUGGGUUGGAUGAUGUAGUGUUUACAGUUAAGGAUAAUGGGGAGGGUGUUCAAGUGGAGUUGAGGAAUUUCAGAAAGAAACUACAGAGACAGCAGAGCAGGUGA
Molecule: messenger RNA, 864 nt
Organism: Ilyonectria robusta
Lineage: Eukaryota; Fungi; Ascomycota; Sordariomycetes; Hypocreales; Nectriaceae
Exons: 2
Coding region: 1-864 (287 amino acids)
Source: RefSeq, a predicted model, not a curated record